AGCUCCUCAGGUGAGUUGAAUUUUGAACUGAUCAUCCGUGAGUUUAUUUUAAAUAAAAAUCGGGCUUCGACUACGGCCCCUCUCAUCCCACCCCCCCCUCGCACGAUACAGUUUAUUUUCAUUUAAUCAUUAACCCUCGAUUUGGUUAAACGACCCCCCUCAUAAACACGAUCAUCGUUUUAUUCGAAUUUAUUAUGGAGUUUAAACUCUACACGAACUCCGACACGCUCCUGAUCGAAACUUCCUCGUCGAGUUCAAAAGAGUCGUGGAAUUUGACUGGUAGCGGAAUCGUAAUGGAUAACGGAGACGAGUACUUCGGAUGGCCGAAUCCCUUGAAAAUCGACGAAGGGGAAACGGGUGGAGCAGUUGGUACCGGUAGUAAGGUGGUGGUGCCGAGGAAACGGAAGGCGUCGAGUGAACUGCAGGAGGAACACCACCAGAGGGCGAAACAACAGCAACAAAAUGGCGGCGGAUUUAAAUCGGUCAAGGAUCCGUUGGCGUUCGAGGAGAAAGUUGAGGCGGUCAAGAAGUCUCAAGCUCAAAAUGGAAAAGGUUCAACGAGAAUGCCUCAGUGGCAAGUGGAUGAUUAUGGAGAUAUUCAUCAGGAUAUUGACAGUUCUUUGAAUCUGGACUCGGAGUUGUCCGGUGGUGCGUAUACAAAUGAAACGAUAUUAGCCAUAAACGGUAUGACGGUGUUUAAGCAAGAAGCGCCUUCGCCUACCACCCUUAACGAUGUGGUGCACCUGCAAGUGGCCCACCACAAUCGGCAGAGUCCCACGUCGACCCAGCAGGGACCCAUGGUCAAUCCGAUAAAUAGCACCAUGGAGGAAAACAGCCAGAACGUGUUUAGCAACACGAUUAACCAGCUGCUAAACCAUAGCGCCCUUGCCGGUCUUCAAAGCGUUAUGGAUGGAAACAAUUUAACUACCUCUACAGACAACUACACAGUUUCCUCAACGAACUACAGUCUCCUGGAAGACUGUCGCUUUCAAUACGUCCUAGCGGCAGCCACCAGCAUAGCCACAAAGCAAAACGAGGACACCCUCACUUACCUAAACCAAGGACAAAGCUACGAAAUCAAAUUGAAAAAACUUGGUGAUUUGUCGAUGUAUAGAGGGAAACUGUUAAAGUCUGUGGUGAGGAUUUGUUUCCACGAACGACGCCUGCAAUACAUGGAAAAGGAGCAAAUGGAAUCGUGGCAGAAAGCGAGACCGGGCGAUCGGAUUUUGGAGGUCGACAUACCGCUGUCUUAUGGUGCCUUUGAUAUUUCUCAACCGUCAAGUGCCUUGAACGUUAUUAGUUUUGUUUGGGAUCCUACGAAAGAAGUUGGCGUUUAUAUUAAGGUUAACUGUAUAAGCACAGAAUUUACCCCGAAAAAACACGGCGGUGAAAAGGGAGUUCCAUUCCGGAUUCAGGUGGAAACUUAUCAAAACGGAGACGCUUUAACGUCGAACAAGCGAUUGCACGCGGCCGCCUGCCAAAUUAAAGUGUUCAAGUUAAAGGGAGCGGACAGGAAGCAUAAACAAGACAGAGAGAAGAUUAUGAAGAGACCGUUGGCGGAACAAGAAAAGUAUCAGCCCAGUUACGAUUGCACUGUGUUAAAUGAUAUCUCAAACGAUGCCGUUCUACAGACUCCACCGCUUCCAGCUGCUGUGCCAUAUAUACCAGGUGAUAGUUGUCCAGAAUUCCAAAAGGCAAGCCAAAAUAAUUGCCAAAACAAUGACGUCAGUCAGCACGCCCUCAUUCCGCAAAAAACCAUUCACAGCAAUCCGCAGAGUCCGGAAAAGCGAGACGAAUCGUCCCUGAAUAGCGAUAACGGAGUUGUUGAAUGUUUUACCAAUAACAACCAACUGACCCAGUUUUCCAAUCCCGACGAGACUGUCCACUGGCUCACCUCGAACCGAUUCGAAAAGUACCUGGACGUGUUCGCUCGUUUUUCGGGAUCGGAUAUGCUCCGCAUGUCCAGGGACGAUCUGAUCCAGAUCUGCGGACACGCUGAUGGAAUCCGUUUACAUAAUGCUUUACAUUUAAAGGCCAUAGCACCAAAACUGAAACUCUACAUAUGUCGUGAAAACACGUCGGUCUUCAACGCCAUCUUUCUCUCCUCACAUAACCAUCAAGAGCUGGUGCAAAAGUUGUGCGUCAUGUCCUCAAUGAAUCCGGAGCAAGUGAAAGCGACGUACAUCGAAGGACCGCACUCGAUCCACAUCCAGUUGAGCGACGACGUGUUGAGACACGUCGAGGAAGAAACGAUGUUCAGUUUAAACGUGGUGCACGAGAACGGAGGUUACGUUUUGCUCCUGAAGCGGAAAGUUAAGCAAUAGAGUUAGUAAUUUUACUAAAAGAGACUAAGGAUGUGGUUUUAAUGGUGUAAUGUAUAAAUACACGGCGAUUUUUUGAGGAUAUGACGGAUAAUUCUUGUAGAAAUUUUAAUUUUAAUAAAUGGCCAAUAGCUGAGUUUUCCGCGAAAAGUUCAAACAAGAAUCAAAAUCUCGUUUUGCUUAAGAGACAUUUGAAUCAAAUUCUUUGAAAUAGCGAUAUUUAUUUGCAUUCAGUUUUAUUUAUUCCGUUUUUAUAUAUUUAACAAUGUCCUAAUAUAUAUAUUGCUAAUUUUUAAUGUUGACAGGUAGUGUUUUAAAGCUAAUCAAGUGUUACUCGAUUAGCUUUAAAAUUAAGAACGUUUGGACCAGAUGUUUUACAAACCGGUAGGUGUCUUGCAAAAAAGGAUAAAUGAAAAUUAUUCCAAAAAAUUGCAUAUUCCAGUAAUAAUCCCAGAAAUUCAGCGUUAUAUCAAACUUAUUCGACUAUUAAAUGCUUUAUAGUUUACAGUUUUAUAGCUUGAUUUCUUUUUAAUUUUUGUGUGCAUACUGUUAUAACCUAAAAAAGCCGAGCACUAGAGUUUCGUAAUUUGACUAGGAGAGACUAAAUAAGAGUUUCAACGUUGCCAUGACUUGUGCCAUGUUUUUUGCAAAAAGUUUCUUCAAAUAUAAAAAAAUUGCACUUUUUCUUCGCCGACAUUUAUUCAGGUCUGGCAACCCUGCGGCGUUGUCAUUAGUUAAAAAAAAAAACAUAAAUGGAAAAUGUGUAGAAAUAUUGCACAGCGUGGCAACUUUGCAUCCGUAUCAACAUUACACCAAAAAGAUUCCACCAUUAGAGUUUUAUAUUUUGAACUAUGAAUAUUUUUUACAAUUUUGCGUACCUACAUGGCUCUAUAAAUGGGAAACUUUUUGUCAAGUAACAAUGAUUAAAGGUUUCCCAUUUAUAAGGAGUUUUCAUGAAUGUAACCCCAAUUGUUUGCAGAUUGAGUUAAAAAUCGCAACAAAGAGUAUUUUAGCGAAAAAAAAAUAGGUAGCCAGACCGCUAUGUAGUGAUAUGAUAGGCAAAAGCUUCAGUAUUUAUGAUAAGUUCGAUAAAAUUAUUUACGGUGAGACUACAUAUUUAGAAAUGUUAACGUAUAAACGUUUUAACGUUAAAGUUGUAUAACGUUUUAAAAGGGUGAUGUUUUUAAUGCAAUAAUUAAAACAUUUUCAAUUUAUUUGCCUUACUAGGACUAACGGUUGAAGAGCUUUCAAUAGAUGUUAGGAAAUACUGAAAGUUAUCCAUUUCAAGGAAAAACCUGACCAUUUUACCAUACAAUUUAUAUUAGUGUAUUAAUGCACUCACAGAAUGUAAUUUUUUGUUAUUUCAGGGCCUUUUUUGCCAGAUUUCAAAAAUUAAGGCAAAUUUACCCUUGUUGGAAACUACACAUUCGUAACGUUUGCGUACUUGGAAAUAGGGCUUAGAAAAUCUUGAAAAACAGUUUUAAGAUCAAAGGGGUUGGACUCGUACUUUAAUACACUAAUAUAAUUUUUGUGUAAAGUGCGGUACUACCCACCUUGAACUCCUUAAUAAAUAGCUUGAAAAACAAAAUCUAAACGGUUGGACUUAUGUUCUGUUACGUAUCAACGGAGAAUCCUAAGUUAUUUCCAUUAUAGAUGAAAGGCGUCUUGUCGGUUUCUGAAUAGGGGAGUCUAUUAAUAAAAUAUUUUUAUUACUAUGAGAAUUACGCAAAAAUAUGGAUCGCCCAUUUCAUCGUCAAAAAAUAUCGCUAUAUCGAUCCCAGUUAGCAAAGACAUUUGAAGAUGUCGUUACAAUUAGGUCAACAAAUAAUGUGACCAUUCUAAUGUGUCAAUUGGGCCUUAGGACAAAAUUCGUCAUAUUCAAUAUUUAAGGAGUACACACCACAGUAAAAAAGUACCUAAUCUUUUUAUAGGAUACAACUAUCAAGACAUUUCAUUACGUUCCUCACCAUUAGAGAGGAAUUUAUUAACUGAAGUUUUACAAAGCUGCCAAAAUGAUGCCUUUUCAUAGGUGUAAGUCAUUUUAAGUGAAUCAAGGAAUGUAGAGCAAUUUUGUGUGUUAUUUUUUAGUAAUUUUCUGAUUUAUUAAACGUUUUUAAAAUCGCUUUUAGUUUAUUCCAGGCGUUUGAACUAAAUUUUAAUUUCUUCCAGACAUUUGACGAGUUUUUUCGAAUGCUCGUUGUGUUCCAGGCAUAUGGACUAUUGGAGGUUUAUUCCAGGCAUUACAUUAUAUUUUUUUUGAUUGUUGGAAUGCAAACCUAAUGACGCAAUACGUUUGCGUCUUUGGACUCUUAAAGGAAUUUCUUUGAUAUUCCAGGCAUUCGGGGAUUUUUUUCGGCAUAAUCCAGACAUUCCUUUCAGGAUAUAUUUUAAAGGUUUCCUUAUAUGUUCCACACUUUUGGCGUAAUUCUCAAUGCAUGGAAUGAUAUUUACAAGAUAUAAGUACAUAAUGAAAGUGAGGUGUUCCAUAUUUAUUUUAACCUAGAAUAACUUCCAUACAAUUGGAGUAAAGCGCGGAGUUUUUACAAGAAAAUAACUUUUAUUCUAUUGCAUCGAUUUAUGUGAUUUACUUGAUGUGAAAUAUCCCUCAAAAAUUUCCUUUAACUGUUACUUUUUUUGUGUAGAAUUUGUACGUAUUAAUGCAUCGCCUUUGAGUCUUUCGAGAAAAUAUUUAUUUGGCCUUUAAAUGAUUUAAAAAGUGACAAAAAAACAGUUUUAUAGACACAACGCCUAAGAAGAGAAAAAAAAUUGUAAACAAUAUAAUUUUAAUUAAUACAAGGACUAUUUUUUAGUGUUUCUCUAUGUUGAACUAAAACUAUGUUCAGUAUGGUAGGUGGGGCCGAAGAAAAUCUCAGUAAAUAAAGCUACUCUUUAAAUGUCCCUCGUCUAUCAAAUAUCAAACUAAAAUUGUUCUAAUUAUUGCAUUAGGAAAAACUACCCUAAUCCUUGAUUUUAUAAAUCAACAUAUAUCUAAUAUGGCUUUUCCACUAUUUUAAAUUUAAGUGCUAUACGAGUUGGUUCUCGGUGAAUAUUUUUAGGCAUUUAUAUUAUACAUUAGACUCGACCCUCAUUAAAUUCAUGUUUGCGUAGAAAAAUUGACACUGAUUUAUGGGUGGGAGGGCCUGAAUUAAAUUUCACCAUUUCGGCGUCAAUUUUUUUACAAAAUGCAUCCUAUCAUGCUCGCUUUAUAGUAGAAAAAGUCCCUGGUAAUCUGAUUUACCUUGCGUGUGGUAAAUUGUGUUUAAUGCUGUUGAAGAUUUAAGAUGUUUUUAGUAAAAUAUACGUUAAAAGAAGUAAAUUAAGGCUAUUAACAAAACGCUGUUUUAAAGUGAAAAAUGUAUGUUUUAGUACUAAUUUCAUAGAGCGUUUAAAUAAAAAGCUCUUUAAUUUUUGUCUUUAUUUUCAGUGUUUUUUCCUUCAAGAUACAAAAGAAUCGGACGAGGUCUGAUUGAGCUAAACUUGGAAAAUUUUAGUCAAAGUUGUCGUAUAUUUUACUGAAAAACCUCAACAUUUUCAAAUCAUUCCAAUAAUCUUAAACAGCUUCAGUAAGCGACAUUUACCGUGAAUUACUGAAGUUCCCAAAUAGUACAUUCCUAACUUAUGAAGAAAAAGAGGAGAAUGCUCAAUAUCUACUUUAAAAAAGCGUUAAGCAUUCUGUAUCUUCAACCCGGAAUAAACGCCUAAUUUUUGUGCUGGUAGGAAUGCAGCAAGUAUCACUUUUUUCCCUAAAAGUCGAAAACUUUUUGAAGAUGAUUGAUUUGGAUUUGGAUGGUUACAAAUUCCUUGCUCUUAUGGUUGACUCACCAACCAACUGCGCACAAAAGUCUCAACAUCUUGAUCAUGGUCAAAUCGCAAUUCAUCACAGGAUGGCAAAUCUGGACUGUAUGGAGGCUGCUCAAGGAUUUUCCAAUGCAUAUUCUCCAGUUUUGGUCACGGGUUACAAACAGCACCGGUAUUAUCACGAAAGAUACUUGGACGUCGAUUAUGAGUUAUUCUUAAAGUUUUUGGCCCUAUCAGUCGUUCAAGUUUUAGACAAGGCAUCAUCCCCCAUACUGAGUCUUCAAGAGUGAACAAUUUACUAUUUUUUUUUAUUUUCGUUUUUUUACUUUAUUUUUGUACAAUUUAACGUUAUAUAAUAGAUAGUGGAAUCUGAUGCUCACUCACUAUCAAACCAUCAACUGACUAAGAGAAACAGCUCACUAAAGGUUUGUCCCACUCUUAAUACACUUCACUGCAAGGACUUGUGAUUGGCUAGGAACAGUACGGUGUCAAUUUUCUCAUCAAUGGAAUAAUAAUUUACUUUAGACGACAAUCGUGGGAAAAAAGGCCUAAUUUCUCAUAAUUCUAGUAAUUUUCCUUUACAUUUGACCUAAAUCCAAUGACACCAUCCCAAAGGUCCUACUUCUUGUAUUUCCAGAAAUGUUGAGGGGAUUUUAGAAUUAAAGUAAAAAUGAAUUUUUCAUACAAGUUGUCUUUCAAGAUUUUUCUUUUUAAAUGUUAGUAAAACAUUUUCUUUACCUUAUUACCAAAAUAUUUAUAAUAUGAGCAAAUUUUAAGUUUCAAAAUUAAUUCGUCAAUGUGACUUCCAUUUCGGUUAAAUCACUCCUGCUAAAGACAACUCAGGAGUAAUUUCACUCUUGCCGUAUUUUCUGGUUUAAUUUCCGUAAUUUCUAGGUUUAUUGGCAUAAACUGUACUUUUAAUGUAUCCCCAUAAAACAAAUCUAAUGCGGUCAGGUCGGGAGACCCACCUGGCCAGUUUAUAUCUUCAAAUUCACCAAAAUUUUUUGAAGCCUACAUUCCACACCACACCAUUACUUUUGGGCUAUGGAGUGGAUUUUCGUAUUUUUACGUUUAGAUUCUUUGAUGCCCGCUUACGAUAAUGUUGGAACAGAACCUAAUUAAACCAGUCGUUUGGGAAAAAAAUUGUCUAUCAUAUUUUCAACAAAAGAAAUCCGAUGUCGAAGUCAUUUGUGUAUAAUUUGGAUUAUGCAGUGCGUAAACUUUAAAUGUCUUUUUAAAAUUGUUCUGUGAUCCACUUGGAUUGCAAAUUACCAAAAUCGCAAAAUUCUCAAGAGCAAUUGGACCACCACGGAGUAUCAAAUUUAUUGAUGUUGAUGUGUAUAAUUGUGGGUGAAGAUGUUUCCCUAAAUCUCCUCACACGCCUAAUUUUGAAGUGUGCACAAAACCUUUAUCUUGCAAUUGUAUUCCAGACAUUGCUCUUGGUCAACGCUCCAUUUUUACUAAAUAAUCUGCACUGAUUCACUAUUGGACGACGCUACGUUGCACUAUUAUAAGAUAAUCGAGGUUAAAAAGAGAAAUCCGUCUAGAAGAAAGCAAGAAAACUUUACAAUUUUGAAUGCCACAUUCCUUAAACCUUUAUUCAGCUCACUUCUAAUUUCAAAAUUGUAAGCGGUGUUUUUGAAUCGCCCUGUUAUUCGUGAGUCAACUUAACUUAUCCAGAUGGCGCCGAUUGGUGACUUGUUCUAGAAAAUUUUCCAUGCCUACUUAGACUUGUUUGUAAAAUUGCAUGUGCAGGUCAAGUUUUCUUGUUAAGCUCAUUAAUCAAAUCACGAAUAUUUGAAACGGAAUCAUUAAUUAAAAUCCGAAAUGAGACAAUUAGGGAGUGAUUUCCAAGAAAAAAAUAAAAGACAGACAUACUACAUUUUAUGAGUAAAAGAAGUAAAGAAAAUCAUUUCCCGAUUAACCCUAAUUAUCCUCCCGAAAAAACCACCUUGGGACUAAUUUUUUUUUAAAUAUAAAUUUAAGCCAACGCCGCAAUUCGGCAGCUUUAGCGCUGUUGCUUGUUAUAGUCAUUCCAUUCUACAUUUAUGUCAUCGAUCAAAAAUAUUAUUGUAAGAGCGUAAUUUAAUGACAUUUAUUGAUCAUAAUAUAUUGCAGUAUUUUUAGUUUGUCGUAUUUUAUAUUUUAGUCUUAAAAGGAAUAUUGUGUAAUUUUAUAAUAAUGUGGAUAGUCUUGCGCAUGUUUUUUAAUUAUUUUAUUGAAUCAAUCAUUUAGGUGUUAUGGAUAACCUGUAUGAUCAGAUUUAAUGGGAAAAUGAAAGCAACUAGAUAGGUUACCUGAAUUGUUUUAAUAAUGUAAUCCUGAUGAAAUAGCUCCAUAUUAGUUAAAAUAUAAAGAAAAAUCUAUUUUUUCGAAAGUAUAAAAAAUUGAAAUAAUAUAUGUUUGUUUCAAAAGA
Messenger RNA from Anthonomus grandis grandis, 8535 nucleotides. RefSeq names its product transcription factor CP2-like protein 1 (gene gem). Lineage: Eukaryota; Metazoa; Arthropoda; Insecta; Coleoptera; Curculionidae. The record is from RefSeq and is a predicted model, not a curated record. The coding region runs from base 195 to 2324 and encodes 709 amino acids. Gene Ontology annotation, cellular component: nucleus. The transcript is spliced from 10 exons. Gene Ontology annotation, molecular function: DNA-binding transcription activator activity, RNA polymerase II-specific; RNA polymerase II cis-regulatory region sequence-specific DNA binding. Gene Ontology annotation, biological process: regulation of transcription by RNA polymerase II.